Molecule: messenger RNA, 444 nt
Organism: Bathycoccus prasinos
Lineage: Eukaryota; Viridiplantae; Chlorophyta; Mamiellophyceae; Mamiellales; Bathycoccaceae
Product: 60S ribosomal protein L35
Exons: 2
Coding region: 1-444 (147 amino acids)
Biological process (GO): maturation of LSU-rRNA from tricistronic rRNA transcript (SSU-rRNA, 5.8S rRNA, LSU-rRNA); translation
Cellular component (GO): ribosome; cytosolic large ribosomal subunit
Molecular function (GO): structural constituent of ribosome; mRNA binding
Source: RefSeq, a predicted model, not a curated record
AUGGAUGAUGGUUUAGAUGAUACUCGUGUAACGAUUGCGAUUGCGGCGGUCGGGUAUCUCUUUUGCCCCGUUUGGUCCCAAGUGAAGACGUCCGAUCUCCGAUCGCAAUCGAGAACUGAGCUCAAAUCUGCUCUCGAGCAGCAAAAGCAGCAGUUGGCGAGCUUGAAAAUCGCCAAGGUCACCGGCGGUGCGCCGAACAAGAUUGCGCGCAUCAAGUCCGUCCGAUUAGCCAUUGCUCGCAUCUUGACUGUCAUUCGUCAAAACCAGUUGAAAUCGCUUAGAGAAGCUUACUCCGGCGCCAAGUACACGCCAUUAGAUCUUAGAGCGAAGAAAACGAGAGCCAUUCGACGACGAUUAUCCCCGGCGGAAAAGAACGCCAAAACGGCCAAGCAAGCUAAGAAGGACGCGUACUACCCGAAGCGCAAGUAUGCGUUGAAGGCGUAA